CGUGGCGUGACGUUGACAUGUUUUUUGAGAAACUUGUCUCGUCGCCAUUUUAAGACUGUUUGUUGGUGAGGGGAGGUUAUCGUGAGGUUUUUAAACCUGUUUUUAAACGCAGAAAGCGGGUUAUUGGUUUGAACUUCAAAUAGCUGACGCAGAGAUGCGGCACUCAAAGCGAUCAUACUCUCCAGAGUGGGCUGUUGACGGCAGUUGGGAUCAGAAGUUCGGUAGCAGUUGCAAGCGCAGAAAACAGUCUCAUAGCAGUGAGAGAGAAAAUAAACCCCGUAAACAUCAACGUCUAGUUAAAAUUACUGACUGUCAUUACCUGGAGGCCAAGACAUUGAAUGAGCAAAUGGACUGCAAAGAGAAGAAGCGGGUUUGUGAAUGUAGCAAAGAGUACUCGCCUGGGUAUGAAAAUGAACAUUAUAGGGAUCGAGACUGGCACCAUUAUAGCAAAUCCUCUGGGAGAAGCGGUAGAAGUGGGAUAAGCGGUAGAAGUGGGAUAAGCCGAAGAAGUGGGAGAAGCAGAAGAAGCAGUCGACCCAGGAGACAGAGAAAACACAGAAGCCACGUCAACCGCCCUUCACACUCGAGGAGUCCCCGCAGGAAAAGAUCCAGGAGUGUUGAGGAUGAUGAGGAGGGGCACCUGAUCUAUCACAGUGGAGACAUGCUAAGAGCAAGAUAUGAGAUUGUUUGCACUUUAGGAGAAGGAGCCUUUGGGAAAGUUGUGGAGUGCAAAGAUUAUAAAGGGGGUAAUCAUGUGGCACUGAAGAUCAUUAAAAAUGUUGAUCGAUAUCGGGAAGCUGCCCGAUCUGAAGUUGAAGUGCUAGAGCAGAUCAAUUCUCUAGACUUUGACAGGAAAUACCCCUGUGUGCGAAUGCUGGAUUGGUUUGAUCACCAUGGCCAUGUCUGUAUUGUGUUUGAAUUGCUUGGGCUUAGUACCUAUGACUUUCUAAAGGAGAAUAGCUUCAUGCCUUUCCCACUAGAUCAGAUCAGACACAUGGCAUACCAGAUCUUCAGAGCUAUUCACUUUUUACAUCGGAACAAGCUGACGCACACAGACCUUAAGCCUGAGAAUAUUCUCUUUCUAAACUCUGAUUACAUCAUGGAAUACAAUGCCAAAAUGAAACGGGAUGAAAGAACAUUGAAGAACCCGGAUGUCAAGAUUGUAGACUUUGGUAAUGCAACAUAUGAUCAUGAGCACCAUAGCUCUGUGGUGUCAACAAGGCAUUACAGAGCUCCUGAGGUCAUUCUAGAAUUAGGAUGGAAUCAGUCUUGUGAUGUCUGGAGCCUUGGAUGCAUUUUAAUUGAAUAUUAUCUUGGAUUAACACUGUUCCAGACACAUGACAGUAAAGAACAUCUUGCCAUGAUGGAAAGAGUUCUGGGACCAAUACCGACCCACAUGCUGCAGAAGACCAAGAAACGAAGGUAUGUUCAUCGAGACCGAUUAGACUGGGAUGAAUACAGUUCCUCGGGCAGAUAUGUUAGGAAGCAUUGCAGACCUCUUAAGAAUUACAUGGCUUCUAAAAAUCCAGACCAUGAAAAACUAUUUGACCUUAUCAGAAAAAUGUUAGAAUACGAUCCUCUGAAAAGAAUUACACUGAGUGAAGCCAUGAAGCAUCCUUUUUUUGAUAUUGUACGCAAAGCAAAAGUGUAACUAUUUAAAAAACAACUGCAUACCCAAUUUGAGAUUCUCCAGAGGAGAUUACAUGGACUGUGUCAGUCUGCCUUGAAAUAGUCAUUGUGUUCUGUUAAAAGCUAGUGGUUUAAAUUAUUGUGUAUCUAGGUAGUUAUGUAAUGAUUAUGAUUAUUUGCAUUUCUAUCCACAAGAUACAUUUUUGUCUGAUGUAACUUUGUACAAUGUGUAACUUUCACAAUAAAACUUCAACUAAAAA
This is a messenger RNA of Acipenser ruthenus (sterlet), 1889 nucleotides long. It is a transcript of the gene clk4b, whose product is annotated as CDC-like kinase 4b. Gene Ontology annotation, cellular component: nucleus. The record is from RefSeq and is a predicted model, not a curated record. The transcript is spliced from 13 exons. Gene Ontology annotation, molecular function: protein tyrosine kinase activity; ATP binding. Gene Ontology annotation, biological process: regulation of RNA splicing; protein phosphorylation. NCBI's taxonomy places the organism in Eukaryota, Metazoa, Chordata, Actinopteri, Acipenseriformes, Acipenseridae. Bases 155 to 1651 code for a protein of 498 amino acids.